Molecule: messenger RNA, 5686 nt
Organism: Cylas formicarius (sweet potato weevil)
Lineage: Eukaryota; Metazoa; Arthropoda; Insecta; Coleoptera; Brentidae
Gene: Cngl
Product: potassium/sodium hyperpolarization-activated cyclic nucleotide-gated channel 4
Exons: 28
Coding region: 425-4999 (1524 amino acids)
Biological process (GO): monoatomic ion transport; transmembrane transport
Cellular component (GO): membrane
Molecular function (GO): monoatomic ion channel activity; protein-containing complex binding
Source: RefSeq, a predicted model, not a curated record
CGAGUCGGAGUAUCGGCCCGCCUAGUCCAGUGUCACGUUUCACAUUUCAGGAUUCUGUAUAUAUCGGGUGUGCCAAAAAAAAAUCCGUUCGCGCGUAGACAUAUAACGAUCGUUUUUUGCGUAUGUCGGGGAUUGUUUAUACUGCAUGCCGAACCGGGUGCGCGAGUACCGAAAUUAGUGCCAAACAUGUGCCAAUUUUACCAAACGAAAGUGUGCGUAGAGUUAAUUUUUAGUUAGAAAAAAAGCUGUUAUAAUUUCAACAAAUAAUAACUGCUCGAUAUCUUGGUAGUAUUGAACGCAUUUCGAAAAUUAAAACGGUUUUUGUUGAAUCGCGUGCGGUCGGCCAUCUUAAAGGACCGUUCUUCACGCGUGUCGAUCGCGAUCGAGAUCGAGAGUGUGUAGCGAUGUCAAAGAUACGCAAAAAAUGAAGCUCAGCGUAUCGGCCUAUCGCGCACACGCGUCCGCGCACAAGAAAAUUCUGGACACUUCCUAUAAUCUUAACUAUGGUUCUACCAGUGCGUCGCAUCUGCACCCUUCCGGAUCCGGCUCGUCGGUGGGCGCCUCUGGAUUUCAGCUAAUGAUGACGAACAUAUUGGGAUUUCGCCUUAAGAUUGACCCGCCCACGACCAACCCAACGUCUUGUGGCGUCGGACAGAUAGCAGGUACCAGUGGCGCCCAAAACGGGAGCCACCUGAUGGUCUCUGGGGGGCAUGGCGGCGAAGAAGGCAGUUCCGACGACGCCAACACACCCCUGCACAGCCCCAGAUCUCACAACACCAGUAGGGAUGAAGACGAGAGUUCCAAUGCCAACGAAAGUGAUUGCAAGAGUCCGAGCCAAAGGACGAAAUCAAAUCAGCGAUGGAUGAAACUCCGGACCACAGUUCAAAUCUCUUCGGCAAUAUCGGCAAAGAAACCCCCCUUGAAGAGGGAAGAUUCUUUUUUGAAACGCUUCUCGUCCAGGCAGAUCCCGGAGGCACAAGAAACCGUGGAGGAUACAGGCAGCGAAGGUGCAGCGGGGGAUAAUCGGUCAGCGCAAAGAAGAAGACGAAGAAAACUGCGACAACCCCGGACAGUAGUGAAUCCGGACUCCAAUUUUUAUUUUUACUGGCUGUUUGUGUUGACCAUUUGUGUGUUGUAUAAUUUAUGGACUUUAAUUGUUAGACAGAGUUUUCCCGAGCUCCAGGAAAUGAUUUCCACAUUUUGGCUCACCUGUGAUUCUAUAAGUGACUUGGUUUUUGUAUUAGAUUUGGCUGUACAGUUUAGGACUGGUUAUUUAGAACAAGGAUUGAUGGUCUAUGAUUCUAAAAAAUUGGCCUGUCAUUAUCUUCGCUCACGUGCCUUUUUGCUGGAUCUCACCGCUCUGUGUCCAGUCGAUUUGCUUCAGUUCAGGUUCGGCCCUAAUCCUCUACUGAGGUGUCCUAGAUUUUUAAAAGUAUACAGGGCUGUUAACUACUACUAUAUGGUCGAGUCUCGUACGAUAUGGCCAAAUUUAUGGCGAGUCGUCAAUUUGAUCCAUAUUCUUUUGAUUUUGGCGCACUGGUUUGGCUGUUUCUACUUUCUUUUAUCGGAGGCAGAAGGAUUUCAGGGUGAUUGGGUAUACCCUUACCGUCCCGGUGACUACGCAACCCUCACGAGGAAGUAUCUGGGGUCGUUAUACUGGUCGACUCUGACCCUGACGACGAUUGGCGACCUCCCAACGCCCGAAACGAAUGCCGAGAAGACGGAUUCCGUGGACGGGCCUCGGUCGCUGCCGCGCAGAGGCGUUAAAUCUCGUCUGCUGCAGUUCUCCACCAGUAACGGAUAUAUUUUUACAAUAGUGAGCUAUCUUAUAGGAGUUUUUAUAUUCGCAACGAUUGUCGGACAAGUCGGCAACGUGAUAACGAACAGAAAUGCCAACCGGUUGGAGUUCGAGCGGCUGCUAGACGGCGCCAAAACAUACAUGAGGCAUCACAAGGUCCCGGGUGGUAUGAAACGCAGGGUUCUGCGGUGGUACGAUUACUCGUGGUCCAGAGGAAGAAUUCAGGGCGGCGGUGACAUUAAUACAGCUUUGGGACUUCUACCAGACAAGCUGAAGACCGAGCUAGCGCUUCACGUCAAUUUAAGCGUCUUGAAGAAGGUGACGAUAUUCCAAGAGUGUCAGCCGGAGUUUUUGCGAGAUCUCGUGCUGAAAAUGAAGGCGUAUAUUUUCACGCCGGGCGACUCGAUAUGCCGUAAAGGUGAGGUAGCGAGGGAGAUGUUCAUCAUAGCUGACGGGAUUCUAGAGGUUAUCAGCGAAACCGGCAAGGUCCUCACGACAAUGAAAGCGGGAGACUUUUUCGGAGAAAUUGGGAUCCUCAACCUGGACGGAUUGAAUAAGAGAACGGCCGAUGUAAGGUCCGUGGGUUAUUCGGAACUGUUUUCAUUGUCUCGCGAGGAUGUACUGGCCGCAAUGAAAGAUUACCCCGAAGCUCAGGAAAUUCUGCAGGCGCUCGGACGAAAAAGGCUGAUGGAGUACUCAUUAGUGCACUUGUCUCUACAUGGGCAGCUUUUACAGGUCAAAGCUAGCGCGAAGCACCCUCCCCAUCAUAAGGGUGAACAUCAUCACGCGUCCCACCACCUCGAUAAUAAGGGAUUGGUGGAUAAAAUAAAAAGCGAAGCAAAAGGCUUAAAAAACGUAUUGCGAAAGUCGAGAACGCACCGUCGUUCCGAGGAAAGUCUGGAGCUGCAACCACUCCAGGGCAACGGGAAUAACGGUGCCGCGAAGGGUCCUCUAAAAAGGAUGUCAAGGGUAAAAUCUCACGACCUCAGUCAGGAGCACGACAACGGCGACAAGAAAGAGAUACGCGAACACACCGGUGCCCCGGAAGUGUCCCCCUUGGGCGCGGGUUUGCCCCUCUUACAACGACUUAGGCUACUCAAAGAAAAACAAGAAAACGAGGAGCGAUACAAAACGUCGACACCCCCCGUUCUAUCCCCGCAAUCUUCGAAUGUGAGAUCGCCCCCUCCUAUUAUUGAAGAGACCUCGCUGAAUGACGAGCCCAUAGGCGCCGGCCUCCCCUUGCUUCAGAGGAUCCUUAUGCUUAAAGCGAAGGAGGAAAAAGCCGCGAAGGUGGUUAAAACCGCUGUCGGAGCAGGAAUAUUCGGCACCAUCAAAGGCCCGCCGAGUAGUCAACCGACGUCACCCACUCCAAUAGCAGCGCCAAGUUCCACCACCGCGAGGGCGUCGUUUUCAGGGCCCGCGAAAACCACCCUAGCGUCGGUGCCCGCUAAGUUACUCAACAAUAAGAUAAGUUUUAGGGAUAGGAUCAAACUUCACACCAACGUGAAAGAGAAAGACUCCAGUAUCAAAGAUUCGCUACUGAACGACAGCGAACCGCCUGCAUUAGUAGACCCGUCGAACAUAGUGCCAAAAGUACCGUCCAGUAUUUUAAGUAGCGACCGACUAGCGUCCAACGUCGUCGCUGACGAAGGUAGCGAAGCUCAGAAUAUUUCGGAACGCUUAGCGAUCGCGACGUCGUUUAGUGAAAGUGUGGAAAAGAACGGCGCCCACUGGUCCAAGUUGAAACGGGCUGCCAUCUCGAAAGACGCGUUGCUGCCCGACGGAUCGUCGCGAGAUCAGGAAAACGGCAAUAGCCAAACAGAAGUCAAAGACAAGGCUGUGAAGAAACCGAGUUUCGUACUAUCGAGGAAAACCAAACACUACAGAUUCGUGCAAUCCAAAUUUCAAAAGCUGAAUCGAUCUGUACCAACUCGGCAAACGCAAACGAUCACUUCUCGCUACAGAUCGAUAGAUGAUUUAUCACCAGAGUACGGACCGUUGCCGUUCGUCAAAAAACUAAAAAUCCUCAACGAACGACAAAAGCUUGAAGAGCUCGAGAUCGCUAUGAAAACCCGUAGCUUUUCAUUAGACAUCCCCGACACCCAAAUAGAAACCACCGAUACUUUAACGAGGUCCCAUUCGGAAGGUUCCGCUGUGCACCAAGACCAAAGACGGCAGGAAAAGCAAUUCCUUUGCGCUCCGUUAGCCCCUUCUCCCCUCCACUCAUCCAACGAGUCCAACGAAACUCCGGAACGCAGAAACUUAAAAUCGAUACUGAAAAAACUAUCCGAAGACACCAAAGAGAAAGAGCCCAAAGAGAACGAAACGAAUACCCACGAAUCGAAGGAUUCUUCGGAUUUUAAGAAGUUGAUGCGAGCUCCGACGAUCGAGGGUUACGCGGCGAGGCACAGCAAACUAGCCAAAAGCGUGACCUUUAAUAGAGACACCCUCCAGAGUCCCCCUCAUAGUGCCAAUGCCGUCCUUGGUACGCCCCAGAGUUUGUUUCCUUUCAUUAAUUCGCCAACGGACAACGGCCUAGACGUUCGGCAAGAGGAAAAGAAACACGAACUGGAACGAUGUGGUAUACAAUUAGUGCCUAAUAGACAAAAUAACCAAGUUAAGUUACUAAAAGCAUCUCUGGAAGACGAACAACAAUACUUCGCGGACAUCCUGCUGGCCAUCAAGCAAGUCAUCAGCACCCACCUUCUGGACCUUCAGCAGAAAUUCCAAGAGAGGUUCGACAGACUGGAGGACGAACUACGGCGAAAAAGCGAGGUCAUCACUCAGCUGAAAGCCCAUAUUUGCGAGCUAGAAAAAGGGACCGACGAUUCGUUUUCAGGAUCGCUAGACACUAUCAUCACGCGGGACCGACAUUCGUGGGAAGAACCGACGCACGAAGAAACGGAGGAAUUGCAAGAACUGCCGCAACCUUUGGACGUCUGGUCUCCCCAGUCGAACGACACUGUACUAAACAUCGAUUCCGCAACUGAUACAGAAUCCGAUAUCGGAGAAACUUCAGAAAACGAACCGACAGACUACGAAUCGGGCGAUCAGUACGAGAACUCCAGCUCGAAUUGGGAGAUCGAACUGCUAGCGGCCCAAAUGAGAGAGAGACGGGCCGCCAGCUUGGACCACAGCGUGGGACGACCCCCGUUGAGGAAUAGGUUUUUUAAAGGAUCUAGCGUGGACGCAAACGACUGAUGUCUGGUAUCGGGUCAGUCCGGAGCCAGAAUGAUGGAGUACAAGCGAUGUCUGGUGCUGGUAUGUGCCGAGUAAGGAGGUGCACACGCGAAUACGGGUAUCAGAAGACGGUCUGUCUAGUAUAAAUAUGUCGAUCGGAGAGAUAGGAGAAGUUAUUAGUCGAGACAUAUCAAACUGUAUGCGAGGCAAGUAACAGACUUGUCGAUACUUUAACCCGGCCUCUUUUGGUUCAAUAUUGGACAGAUCGAUCGAGAAACGGUGAUUCCAGUACAAAAUUUUAAGUUUACCGCCGUCUAGGACACGCAGUGACAGAAUUACUUCGUCGUCAAUUAAUUUCGUGCGAAACGAAGACGCAAGUUGUCGACAUUACAAAGCAAGUUGUGAAUAUUUAUAGAGGUAUGCUCAAAAACCGUCUACUACGAAGGUUCCGAUAUACAAGGUGUACAGUGCCAAUCAGUGAUGAAGAAAAAUGUGUUUGCUUUUGAAAGAUUUAUUUUUUUUACCGUCUGUUCGUCAUAAAAGAGGGCUUCGAAAAACGAAACGAAGAAUAAUUUCGAAUAAAAAGAAAACGUUUAAAAUGCCUAGAGAAACAAAGACCACUACUCGUAGGAAAUGUAAAAAAGAAUCGUAGAUUACGACAUUGAUAAUAGUUUAAAAAUUGUAAAAUAUAUUAUAAAGUAUUGAUCA